Molecule: messenger RNA, 2920 nt
Organism: Spinacia oleracea (spinach)
Lineage: Eukaryota; Viridiplantae; Streptophyta; Magnoliopsida; Caryophyllales; Amaranthaceae
Product: F-box/LRR-repeat protein 13-like
Exons: 1
Coding region: 1359-2720 (453 amino acids)
Molecular function (GO): protein binding
Source: RefSeq, a predicted model, not a curated record
CCCACUAUCAACUACUACCUAUUAAAUUAAAUAAGUCAAUUCAAGUCCCUUAAACUCCGUGCCGGUCAAACCGGGUCGAGUAUUCCGGGACGGAGGGAGUACUCUGUAUAAAACAGUGUUUAUGCUCCUCAGGUUUUUCAACUGAAAAGAAGGUUAGGGUCUACUCUUUAAAUUUCUUCUACUUGUGAAUGCUUAGUUUGUUUCUGGUUUUUUCAGUUUUUGGGUGAGUUUGUCGGCUUCCUUUGUUUCUUCUUCCUCUCUUUUCCUUGAUUAGUCUGCUUCAGACAUCGGAAUUAUUUGGGAUUUUGUUCAUAGUAUUACUGAUUGAUGCUCUUACUUUCUUCAAGGGAUUUCUUGUGUUGAGUCUUUCUUAGGAAAUUCAAUGAAUUGCAUUUCUCAAAAAUGCAAUUCUAUAAUCCUGUACGAAUGUCCGUGUUAUUCCCGACUCCGGACAUUAAAGUUUGUCUGAAGAGUUUAGAGCAUGAAAUUAAAAGAACCAUGAAUCAUGCACUCAUGACUCACGAGUCGUGACUCAUGAGUCAUAGUGUUAAAAGUGUUGCAGGAAACCUUUAUGCACAAUAAGUGACUUUUUUGUGCUGUAAGCUAGCAGACUGCUAACUAAAUAGUGUACUCCAGGCCAUGAAUAUAACAGAGUGUAUUCCUGCUAAUCUGCCCCCUUAAGAUUAGGUCGAGUCUGGUAAUCAGCUGUUUCUGAUUCUUUAAAUAGUGCAAUACUCCCUGCAGACUGUAGCAAUCCUUUCCCAAUUAGGGAUUCUGCAGCGUUGCAGCCGCCAUUACCAGACCUAAAAAUUCUUAGGUGCAUCAUGCACUGGCACAAGGGUGUUUUAAUGUCAAUUGGUAGUCUCUUUCACAUUUUCUCCUCACAUGAUAUGCACGUGUAAUAGGAAAAAUGUAAGAGGGUGCACCUUAGAUGUUUGUACCACCCGACAGACUAACGUCCUUUUCCCUUAGACAAUUGGACAUCUAUUUGAACCAAGUGAGCAUCUAACACAAAGAUGCUUUAAGAAGGUCGUUUCGAGCCGGCUGAUUAAAGAUCAGUUUAUAAUGGUAGUCAACUAGUCAUUGACUUAAUUUUUGCCACCUAUUUCAGUUGUAGUCUUUUUUUAUACAUAGUAAACUUAAUCCAGUUUUCUAGUCUAAUCCCUCCAAAAUAAAAUAUUCAAAAGUUAUGUAGACUUUUGGACCGACCAACCAACUUCUUUUCUUUGUUUAGAGAAAAGAAUACAAACAGGGCAACUUCACAACACCUUCGUUCUCCUUUUUAUCAAAUCCUUCCCAUAUAUGCCUCAAGUCAGCCUAUACUCCAUAGAUAUUCAAGCUCGAAAAUCCGAACAAAAAUGGCUAAAACUCUCUCAAAUUGUGUAACAGACAGAUUAACCUCACUCCCAGACACUCUGUUAGUGGAAAUCCUCUCACUCCUCCCAUUCAAAUCCGCGGCCGCCACCUCUGUUUUAUCUCGCCGGUGGUGCCACCUUUGGACACAACUCCCCCACCUCUUCUUGGACGGUCCAUGGCCGCGUUCCACAAACUCCGAUUACUUCCUAGAAUUUCACCAAUUUAUCACCACCGUUGACCAUAUACUCCACCAAAUCACCUCCCACCAUAUCCAAACCUUCCAUCUACACAUCCCUUUCCCGCCAACUUUGGAAAAAGAUGAAUUUGAUGUUUUCUCUGCAUAUUUCGAAUCCUGGAUUCGUCUAAUUUGCGUCAGAAAUGUGGUUAAAAUCAAGGUAAGUUGCGACUUUCCUGUCUUUAUUUCUCCUCACGUUCCUUUGCCGAGUUUUAUCUUUGAAACAGAGUCAUUAGUAGAGCUUGAAUUGGGUGGAAAUCUUCGCUGCAAAUUACCAGAAACUGGAAUUGUUAAUCUUCCUAAUUUGAAGAAAGUUGUGUUGAUCGAUCUACCCAUCAACCGUUCUGUGUUUAAAACAUUAUUUACAUCUUCCCCCCUUUUGGAAACAUUGUCUUUAGAAUUAGAUUCAGAUUCUGCCAACUUUGAGCUGUUAAACAUAUCAUCUCAGAAUCUGAAAUCCUUGAUCAUCCGAGGAAAAUCGCGACAUUUCAUGUUCAUGAUCGAUGCACCAACCCUCGAACACAUCGAGAUUCGAGGUUUUCUUGGAAUUUAUAAAUUUGUCAAGCUUCCAGCGAGACUGUUGAGUGCAGACCUCGACAUUUCGAAUUUUAGUUACAGUAGGACUGAUUAUCUGACCCAUAUACCAGAACUUGUUCAAGGGAUUUCCAGUGUUGAGUCUCUUAACCUGUUAAACGGUCUUGCUGUGUUCAACGCGCUCAAUACCUCGGAUUUAAUUGAUCUUGGAUCAGUCUUUCGUAAUCUGGUUCAUCUAAGGUUAGAUAUGACUACGAAUGAAGCGGAUUUGGGUGACCGGAACCCAAUACCUGUGUGCCUGUUAAGUAAGUUGAAGAAGAUAAUGUUACUGAAUAUAAAGGGUAAUACUAAUGAUGUGAAGUUGUUGGUUUAUAUUCUAAGUAAGGCGAUUAAUCUGGAUCGGCUUUAUGUUUCCUCUGUUUAUGAUGGUAAUGGCGGCGAUGGUAGUGAAGGAUUUCAGCUAUGGAGGGAAUAUGAGUUACCUAUGACAAUGUUAAUGGUUCCAUGGAGUUCUAAAAUCGAGUUUGAUGGUGAUUGCAUCCGUUUAUUAUCGAAUGAUAUGUCCCAAAAUGGAUUCAUUGUAAAAGUAAAUUAGUCUAAGUUUCUAAUGUUGUGAUUGGAAUUUUGAAUUGUGAAUUUGUGAAAGGUAUGAAAAUUGGAGAUAAUAGAUUGAUCUUGGGAUAUGUUUUGGAAGGGUAAGGGAUAUUUGCAUAGAAUCAUAGUUUAGGCAAAAUAGAACUUUGUGUGAAAUUAUUUCUGAAACAAACCAGUUAGUAAUGUUUUGAAGAAAAAACC